CGUAUUUAACGGUUGCGCCGGUUGACAGAAGGGAGAAGCGGUCCGUCCUGAGUGAGCUCUGCCCUCACUGUGGAAAAACUGUAGAUUAACCGGUUAUUUUUCUGGUCGUCAAAGCCACUUCACUUGCCCGAGGAGUACACAUUUACCAAGGGAAGAGUUUUAAGCUAUGGCUGCAACUGUCAGUCUGGAGUUGGAUCCUAUCUUCCUGAAGGGACUGAGUUAUCUGCACUCCAAGAGCAAAGACUCGGCUGAGAAACUCAAAGCUCUGCUCGAUGAGUCCCUAGCCAGAGGAAGUGAUUCAUCUUAUCGCUCGUCACAAAAAGAUAUUGAGGUGUCCAAGGGGUCUGUGUCAAAGCUGAGCCUAAGUAAGCAGGACUCCAAGUCCUCGUCAAGUUCCUCAUCAUCAAGCAGCAGCAGUGGCAGUAGUAAGUCCAGCAGCUCAGAGAAGAGCAAGAAAGAGGGAGAGAAGAGACCAUCCGAGAAGGUCAGGGUUGAUUUGGGUGAAGUAGACCCUCCAAAAAAGCCUCGGCUGGAGAAACAGGAGAAUCGUUCCUCUCCAAUUACCGUUCAGACCAGCAAAGACCUCAUCCUGCCCAACAUACAUGACUAUGACGAGACCAAUGCUGAUGACUUUGCCAUGGAAAUGGGCCUGGCUUGUGUGGUUUGCAGACAAAUGACAGUGACCAUGGGAAACCAGUUGGUGGAGUGUCAGGAGUGCCAUAACCUGUAUCACCAGGACUGUCACAAACCCCAGGUGACAGAUAAGGAAGUCAAUGACCCUCGGCUUGUGUGGUACUGUGCCCGCUGCACCAGGCAAAUGAAACGUAUGGCCCAGAAAGCCCAGAAACCUCCACAGAAGCCAGCCCCUGCAGCUAUAUCAGCAGCUCCUGUUGUAAAAGACACACUGGUGAAAAAGACAGAGCUUAAAGCCAAACCUGACACUGCCAGCACCUUCCAAGCCUUCAAAAGAACAGAAGUCAAGGCAUCCACAACAUCAGCCAAUCCCUGCAGCAGUAGCUCAUCAUCCUCGGGCAGCGGCCUCACUGGCUGGGCUGCAUUUGGGGCCAAGACAAGCCCUUCUGUUUCUUCAAGCUCAAAACUGGGUUCUUCAGGCCCUAGUGGGAGCAACAAGACCUCCACAGCUCCCUCUGGCCAGAAGCCUGUGGGGCUGUCUGGGCUGGCUGGGGCCAAAUCAGGACUUGGGGGCACCAAGAUACCCGGGGGUAGCAAUGGUAAUGGCUCUAGCCAGGCGCCCCUGAAACCCCCUCCUCCCCUGACACUGGGUAAACAGCCACUGAACCGCUCGUCUAGCGGGGACAGCCAAGGGAAAGUGUCUACGUCUGGUUCGUCAGGAGCCGGCUCUCCAAGCAGCUCCCAGCCGAGUGCAGGAGGCAACGGAGGGUCUGGCAGUAAUGGAGGAGGUAAUGGAAAUAAUGGCAAUGGGUCAAAGGCUACAGCAGGGGACAAAGCGCCCACAUCUCAAGAGUCCCAGCUCAACGCCAUGAAACGUUUGCAACUGGUGAAAAAGAAAGCGGCACAGAAGAAACUGAAGAAAUGAGUAGAGAUUAAAUGAAACCAAAAGUUUAACGAGGUGUAAGGGAGUAGAAGAGAAAGGCUAAUUAAAGCAAUGAGUAACUAGUGCCAGAGCAUCAUGUUUGUAUUAAGAGAGCAUCUGUACAUGGAAUAACACCAUCCAGUCAAAUACUUGAAUCUUACUUUGUUAAAAUGCUGCUGGACUCUGUGUGCCUCUGUCUGUCUUACAAUAAUCCAACCAUUUACUAGGUAACUGUCACUUUUUAUUGACAAACUUCAUUAAAUAUCAUCUUCUUAUAAAUUAGUAGUUACAACUGUUGUGACUUGGUGGCAAACUGUUGCUGUCCUUGUGAACAUGAAUCAGUACACAAGAUAAGUGGAAAAAGCAUCACAAUAGUAUCAUAAAUUUUUAUUCAUGCUAGAACUGACAAAAUAUACAUAAUGAAGGA
Messenger RNA from Myripristis murdjan (pinecone soldierfish), 1982 nucleotides. It is a transcript of the gene ints12, whose product is annotated as integrator complex subunit 12. The record is from RefSeq and is a predicted model, not a curated record. Lineage: Eukaryota; Metazoa; Chordata; Actinopteri; Holocentriformes; Holocentridae. Gene Ontology annotation, biological process: snRNA 3'-end processing. The transcript has 7 exons. The coding region runs from base 167 to 1558 and encodes 463 amino acids. Gene Ontology annotation, cellular component: integrator complex.